AUGUUUUCAGCUCCAGAGAAUUCAAGUCAUUUUGAUGCGCCUCAUUUACCUCAGCAUUAUGAUGCCUCUGCUAUGUUCUAUGGGAUUCGCCUUCAUCAUCCACUCCCCAGUCUUGAUAUUGCUGUUGCUCCUCCAUCCAACAUUUAUGAUCCUUACUCGACCCCUUCAUCUGGAUACAGAGGGUUCCCUGUUUCUAUGAAUCAUGGACCAUCUGGUCAUUUGCCAUCUUCCAGCAAUCACGGAGUCAUUGGAGUCUCUACAUAUGAUCGAAAGAAUUCUCAAGGCAUCCUGGGGAAUUUUCAGUAUUUUAACGGCUUUGCAAGCUCUAGUUCUUCGGCUCCCCCUUUCAAUACAAGGCAUCUUGAAUUCGGGGUUCCCGUGAUGGAUUCUGCAUCUUUUGCCUUUGCCCAGCCGCAGUACAGAGGGAAUAAUGCUCCUUCAAUCAUGGAAGUAGGAUCUCACAGAAGUGUGAGGAACAGAUCAGGUGCUGUUGGGCUGGAUUCUGUUCUGGCACAUAAUCAUUACCAUUUGGUGCAAGGAAACUAUAUUGGCCAUCCUUUUCAGCCUUCUGGCAAUCCCUGGGUUGACCAACAAUCAGGCAAUAAUGGUAGUGGUGGGGGAACUUUGGCCUGGAAUCAUGGACCUGCUUUACCUUAUUCGCAUGGGAGCAACAUCAGUGGAGGUUCUACAGAGGCUGGGAAUGUGGGUAUACAGGGAUAUCAUGAUACAUCUAGUGCCAGAAGUUCCACAGAUUACCUUCAACCUCCUGUCCUUCACCGGCACCAUAAUCUUCAUUAUCCACCACCACCACCACCGCCACCACCACCUAUGCAAGGAGCAAGAAGACAUUUCCACCCUCAAGUAGUGGCAUCUUCGUAUAGACUUGUCACGAUUAGUUCACGUAGUCCUGUGACUCCUCAGGUCGGUGUAGAGGCAGGGCACAGGCAUCCAGGACCUGUUCCACCUACUGGGAUUAGAAUAGACCGAUCUCAUCGAGGGGGAGUCGCACCUGAGGCAACAUCGAGACAUGGUAAUCUGCCUUACUUGAGAGCGCUCCCAGAAGAAGAAGUUGCCAUACUAGAUCUUUCAGCAUCUUAUCAAGUAGGGGAAGUAAGCACAGGGCUUUCAGAGGAAUCCAUUACAAAUUGUCUAAAAACUAGAACUUAUAUAUCUUCAACUUGUCUGAAUCUGGAAGAGGGUGCAAGUAUGGAUGAGGAAAAUGAUUCUUGCAUUAUAUGCCAGGAGGAGUAUGAGAAUGAAGAGAAGAUUGGAUAUCUUGAUUGUGGGCAUGAGUACCAUGCAGAUUGCUUGAAGAAGUGGGUGCUGAAGAAUGUGUGCCCCCUCUGCAGAGCCCCAGCAAUGACCCCAAAAAAGAAGGAUGUAUAGAGGAGCGACGAUGGUUGAAAGCUUAUUCAGGCAGCCCUUUGUUUUCUUAGUUUUUGUCUAGGUGUUUCUCCUUGUUC
This is a messenger RNA of Vitis riparia (riverbank grape), 1463 nucleotides long. RefSeq names its product probable E3 ubiquitin-protein ligase ZFP1. Gene Ontology annotation, cellular component: nucleus. Bases 1 to 1386 code for a protein of 461 amino acids. The record is from RefSeq and is a predicted model, not a curated record. Gene Ontology annotation, molecular function: ubiquitin protein ligase activity. NCBI's taxonomy places the organism in Eukaryota, Viridiplantae, Streptophyta, Magnoliopsida, Vitales, Vitaceae. The transcript has a single exon.